AUCCGAGGACAGUGCAUGAGACGGCUUCCCUACGUGCUGCACUUCUCCAACAUGCUCGCGCUGCACAUUUUAGUUAUACUAUGUUUGCAUUUGUCGCCGAGUAGUGCGAAUCAUGAUGAUCAACAUGUUCCAAUUGAAACGAAAUUUACCGCAGAUAUUUUAACAAACACGGCAGCGACAUGUCUGCAUUACAAUCUGACCCUGUACAUUGGAGAUGGGUCAAGGGAAGGAACUAGAAAUCUUGUCAGUGUCGUCCUUCAUGGGGUCGGUCUGGUCAGCGAGCCUAUCGAGUUGAACGCAAGGCACACCAGAUUGGAGCGAGGGUCGAUAUAUCAGGUUCCUGUGAACCUCUCUGCUCCUUUGGGAGAGCUCAUCACAAUUGAGCUGCACUCGCAGCCAUUGCUGCGCAUCGAUGACACUUGGCUAUGUGACAAGAUCACCGUCCAGUUGUGUGAGGGUGAAGAGUUGCUUUUUCCCUUCUACCGCUGGGUUAAUCACCAGCAAACCCAAUUUCUACGGCCUGCCACAGCCAUAUUUGAGUCCCAGGAUGUGAACCCCAUUGGGCAGAAGCAAAGGAGGAUGGAGCUGGAACAGUCCCGAAAAAAAUACAGGUGGUCAAUCUACGAAGAUGGCCUACCCGCGACGGUCGCUGCUGAAAAGAGCCAUGACCUUCCCAAAGAUGUCCAGUACAGCGCCAAGAUGGCUAAGGAUCAUGCCUCUGCUAUACAGCAUGCCGAAGAGACAAUAAAACACUUGUUGACCUCUACGGAACAGUGGGACCAUAAAUUCUCAGGACUGGAGCACCUCAUGCCGGGGGCAAGAAGCCAAAUCUAUGAAUAUGUGAAGGAGCACUGGGCAGAAGACUCAUUCUUUGGCUACCAGUUCCUGAACGGCUUCAACCCCAUGGUGAUCCAGCGCUGCUCCGAGCUGCCCAAGAACUUUCCCGUCACCGAGGAGAUGGUCAGGGAUUCCAUGGGGGGAAGCACCUUGGAACAGGAGAUGAAGGAUGGGAACAUCUUCCUGGUUGACUACAGGAUAUUGGAUGGACUUGUGGGAAACAUAGUCCAUGACGAGCAGACUUACCUUGCUGCUCCUCUGGUCUUGCUCUACGCCAACCCUAAGGGCCAGAUGAUGCCCAUUGCCAUUCAGCUCACACAGGAAGUCACCGUUCCAGAUGCGUGUGUGAAGGGAGAGCUGAAGCAGAGCCCCAUCUUCCUCCCCACUGACGGCAAGUAUGACUGGCUCCUGGCCAAGACGUUCGUCCGCCUCGCUGACAGCGUGCACCUAAUGGUCACCCUCUGGUUGAGGACUUACCUCCUGGGUGAAGUGUUCUCCAUGGCCACUUUGAGGAACCUUCCAUCCACGCACCCGCUCUAUAAGCUCCUCAUCCCCCACACCAGAUAUAACCUCGCGGUCAAUGUCAUCGGCCGAAGUAUGGUGAUGAAUGAAGGUGGGCAUCUGGGCAAGUAUUCAACUGUUGGAGAUGAGACAAGGACCGAGUUGCUGAAGCGGGCCACGGCCUCCCUGACCUACGGCACCCUCUGCCUGCCUUGUAACAUCUUUGUAAGAGGCUUGCAGACCGUGCCCAACUACUAUUACAGGGACGAUGGCCUCAAAGUGUUUAACAUCAUAAACAAGUAUGUUGAUGGGGUCCUGACUCAUUACUACACGUCCAAUGACUCUGUUGUUGAAGAUGCAGAACUGCAGAACUGGAUCAGUGAGAUUUUCACCAAGGGAUUUUUGGGCAAUAAUCAAACCGGAAUUCCACAGUUUUUCACGACUCCGCCAGAGGUUGUUAAGUUUGUCACCAUGGUGAUCUUCACUAUAACUGCUCAACACGCAGCCGUGCAAAAUGCAAAGUUUGAAUUUGGUGGCUGGAUGCCCAACGCUCCUUUUGCACUGAGACGGCCUCCUCCAACUGAGAAGGGUCAUGCGACCAUGGAGCAGAUCCUGGAGGCCUUACCGGACAAGGGCAGCACAGCAAUGCCCAUUGCAGUCCUGAAACACUCUAGCGAGGAUUACUCGGAUGUUUACCCGCUGGGCCACUUUCCCGAGCAAUUGUUUGGAGAGGAAGCCCCUCUGAAGGUUAUCGAGGCCUUCCGGUCUGACCUGAAGGUGCUUUCGGACGCCAUUGACGAGAGGAACGCACAGCUGGAGCUGCCGUACACACCCCUGAACCCCAGAGACAUAAUUAACAGCAUCUGCAAAUGAGAUCUGUUUUGUAUGUAAUCAAAAACAAAAUAAAAA
This is a messenger RNA of Engraulis encrasicolus (European anchovy), 2247 nucleotides long. RefSeq names its product polyunsaturated fatty acid lipoxygenase ALOX15B-like. The transcript is spliced from 14 exons. The record is from RefSeq and is a predicted model, not a curated record. Gene Ontology annotation, molecular function: protein binding; iron ion binding; oxidoreductase activity, acting on single donors with incorporation of molecular oxygen, incorporation of two atoms of oxygen. Bases 16 to 2211 code for a protein of 731 amino acids. NCBI's taxonomy places the organism in Eukaryota, Metazoa, Chordata, Actinopteri, Clupeiformes, Engraulidae. Gene Ontology annotation, biological process: lipid oxidation; linoleic acid metabolic process; arachidonate metabolic process.